Molecule: messenger RNA, 1340 nt
Organism: Xenia sp. Carnegie-2017
Lineage: Eukaryota; Metazoa; Cnidaria; Anthozoa; Malacalcyonacea; Xeniidae
Product: probable rRNA-processing protein EBP2
Biological process (GO): rRNA processing; ribosomal large subunit biogenesis
Cellular component (GO): preribosome, large subunit precursor; nuclear periphery; nucleolus
Source: RefSeq, a predicted model, not a curated record
UCACUCUGACUGACACAUUACUGGAUUGACACUAAAUUGGAUUUUAGGCUUUAGCAAAAACAAGCAUGGAGGAAAGUUCAUCUGAACAAUCUGCUGAUCUUUCCGACGAAGAGCUUCAGCAUGCGCUGUUGUCUGGCAAAUUAAAACCUGGUCUUAAUCAUGUUGUAGAGAAAGUACAGAAAGUUUUUAUCAAUAAGGAGGAUAAACUCAAGGAGAAAUAUGAUGAAAUCAAACUGGAUCUUAAUUGGUUAGAAAGAUUGGAUAUUACAUGUGAUCUUAAAAAAGGAAAUAAGCAAAAAUGGAAAAUUUCUCCAAUAUUGAUCAAGACGACUUCAAAGGGAAAUGAUGUUCUACCAACAAUCAAAAUGGCUGUUGUUCAAGCAUUGUCAAAGUUGAAAAAACUUGGAAUUUCUACAGAGCGACCCUCUGAUUACUUUGCUGAAAUGGUGAAAACAGAUGACCACAUGCAGAAGGUAAGAGAAAAGCUUAUCACAAAAGAAUUGGUUAUGGAGAAGUCAGAAAAGGCAAGAAAAAUGAGGGAAAUGAAGAAAUAUGGUAAAAAGGUGCAGCAAGAGGUAUUGCGGAAAAGGCAGCAAGAAAAAAAACAGAUGCUUGAUUCUGUGAAGAAGUAUCGAAAAGGCCAGAAAGGAAAACCGGAGUUUUUAACAAACGAUAAUGAUGAAUUUGAAGUAAAUACAGAGAAAGGGGCAAAAAGAUCAGCUGGUAAUACUGUCCAAGGAAAAUCAGCUAAAAGGCAGAGAAAAGAUGUCAAGUAUGGAUUUGGUGGAAAAAAGCGAGCAAACAAACGUAACACGUCUGAAAGCGUUGAUGAUAUUCGUUCAUUUAGUUCUGCUAAACACAACAAAAGUCCACGGGCAAAAACGAAGACGAAAGCAAAACGACUUGGCAAGUCGAGACGACAAAAAAUUAAAGGAAAAGCGAGAUAGUGAAAAACAUAAACAUAGCUUCAAAUAAUGAAAUCCUGGCCAAUCUCCAAGAAUAUUUACCCACCAUAAAGCUCUUUGGGGGUCGAUUUUUGAACUGCUAACGCUAAGUUCGUUAUCUACGUACGAGAGAGAAUAUAGUUUUAAUAGUCCUUUCUGUUUCUUUAUUGGCGCCAAUAGUUUUAACGUCUAAGUACCAGGUUUUAAAAUUAUUUAAUCGGUAUUGUUAAGCUUGUUCACUCGUCAUUUCUUUCUUUUCAUGGUGUAAAAUUUAAACGAACACCAUCACGUAAGUACGAGCACCAGAGGAAUCAUUUCUGUUAAUUUUUCCUAACAAUUUUUGGCUUCAAAGUGGAACUGUUUUUAAUAGAACAUUUUAUUAAAUUUUAAAAACGA